Chlorella variabilis is the source of this 1323-nucleotide messenger RNA. RefSeq lists its product as hypothetical. The transcript is spliced from 8 exons. Gene Ontology annotation, biological process: plant-type cell wall organization. Bases 1 to 1323 code for a protein of 440 amino acids. The record is from RefSeq and is a predicted model, not a curated record. Lineage: Eukaryota; Viridiplantae; Chlorophyta; Trebouxiophyceae; Chlorellales; Chlorellaceae.
AUGGCCGCCCCCUCCUGCUCCUCCUCGUCCUUCCUGCUCCUCUGCCUGCUGGCGGCGCUGCUGGGCGCUGCUGCAACCCAGGGGGAGUGGCGCAAAGGACGUGCCACCUUCUAUGGCAUCGACGGCUGGAGCAUCCACAAGGGCGCGUGCGGCUUUGGCUACCAGUACAAGAACCUGGGCACCGGCUGGGACGUGGCCGCCGUGGCGGAUGCCAGCCCCGAGUUUGCCGGGUCGUGCGGGCGGUGCUACGAGGUGCGCUGCGAGGCGCGCUCCACCGUGACCGACGGCUACGGCAACAACUUUGACCGAUCUGGCGUGUGCAAGGCGGGCUCCGCCUCGGUGGUGGUGCGCACCGUGGACAGCUGCCCCUGCAACUACCCCGGCAACGCCUACAGCAACAAGCGGUGGUGCUGCCACGACAACUCCGCCACCCAGGGCACCCACUUCGACCUGUCCAUCUGGGCCUUUGAGAAGCUUGCCGACGUGAAGCAGGGCAUGGCUGCCAUCCAGUACCGGCGCGUGCCCUGCGGCCACAACCCCUCCAACCCCGCCCUCGACGGCCCCACCAAGAUGCCGUCCUACGAGUCCCCCUCCACCCUGGGCUACCCCGGCACCCCCUACGCCCCCGACAGCCUGGACCAGGUGUACGAGCAGAAGCUGGUGCAGCGCUUUGACGGCCCCGGCAAGAAGCAGGGCGCCGUCACGCCCGUGAAGGGGUGGAAGCCAGGCAAUGGCCAGUCCACCGUCACCCUGGAGCAAGUUCUGGACCAGCACGAUGGCGGCUCCUCAGCUGAUGCCUCCUCCUCUUCCUCCGCUGAUGCCUCCGCCUCUUCCUCUUCGAGCAGCAGCGACAGCAACAGCGACAACGGCUGCACCGACACGGCGCCCAAGGGCAGCACCUGCCAGGAGCAGAAGGACAACAAGCAGUGCUCCCAGCCCUGGCUGCUGUCCGGCAACUACUGCCGCGCCACCUGCGGCCGCUGCAAGCUGGCCGGCCAGCAGAACAGCGGCGACGGCAGCAAGGACAAGGAAGGCGGCAGCGACGGCUCCAGCAGCAGCAGCGACGAUGGCCAAUCAGAUAGCUCCUCUUCCUCCUCCUCCUCCUCCUUCUCCUCCUCCUCCUCCUCCUCCUCCUCCUCUUCCGGCGCCUGCUCCGACGUCACGCCGCCUGGCGAGGCGGGCUGCCAGCAGCAGAAGGAGUGGGGCAAGUGCGGCGACGCGUACAUGCAGAAGGGCAACUACUGCGCCAGGAGCUGCGGGCGCUGCGGCCAGCAGGGGCAGAAGGUGCAGGCGUACGCCGAGGCCAAGGGCGGCGGCGGCUGA